GUUGAAACUAAGUGAUGAAAAGCAAGGGGCUAGAGUUGAACUAAGUAUAAUAAUUCUGUGACUGAGUGCGCACAGAUUCAGUCGCAACUCGCCUGUCAGUCAGUCUUUUCACGUUGAGACGACUCUCGAACAUUCCAGAUUGCACGUGUUCAGAAGAACGACUCGACGUAACCCGUUUCUGUGUCGGAAGAUAAUGGACGAGAGAGAAGUACUCAAUGUUUUUGUUUUCCAAGGAACAAUGAUUCGCUUACGGUUUUUUUUGAUACCAAAAAGUAAGUAAAGGAAACUAGCACGAGUUGUGCUUUCGAUUUUUUCAACGAGAGACGAGAACUUGAGAUGAGAUUUUUGUGUUCGGGUAAGACGAGAUCGAGACUUGAAGAUGCGUCGGAUCUUUUUUUGAGGACAACGUAUACUACAGAUCGAUUUUGAUCGAAAUAUACUAGGACUGCAAUUAACAUCGAUUCUUAUCUUCAACUUUGAUUGACCUGUAUUGCGAAAAUUUUGUCCAUCUGAAGCCCUCACACUCAUCAAGAUUUCGAAUCUGGUCCAGAAUGUUGACUUCUUAAGCUCUUCCUACUAUACCACAUCGACAGCGAAGCGACAUUUGCGACGAAUUUGUUUUCUGUAUUUCACCUACAAGCAGCACUUCAACAAUUUCUAUUUCAUCUACACCUCCACAAUUUCAUCUGGUAGGUUUUGGAAAACAAGAUAUAGUUGGCAAGCACGAUAAAGCUCUACUCUCGGAGAAUAGCAGAUUUUAUAGCAGCGACUGCGUCCUAAACGUUUACAAACAACAGCUUUGAAGUUUUGACUAAUAGUUUUGGAAGAACUAAUAGGUUGUAAUUCAUCCAGUGGCAGCUUUCUUUUAUUUGAAGAGCAACAAAAUGCAAAUCUUUGUGAAGACUCUGACUGGGAAAACCAUCACGCUUGAUGUGGAGGCUUCCGACACCAUCGAUGCGGUCAAGGCCAAAAUCCAGGAUAAAGAGGGAAUUCCCCCAGACCAGCAGCGCUUGAUCUUUGCAGGUACUAUGAGAAAUAUGUAUAUGACACAAAAACACUCUAGAAGUAAGGAUUUUAACGAUAGUUAGGCGAGCAGAUACUACUUGUCGUUGUAGUGUGAGCUGUGAAGAAAGAGGAAGAAAUACGACGUACAGUCACAUGCGCAAUCUUGGUCAAGGUGAUUUUUCGCAUACUGAAAAAAACGAAAUGAUUGUUGAUUUCAUUAUGAUUUUAGGUAAGCAGCUCGAAGACGGCCGCACACUGUCGGACUACAAUAUCCAAAAGGAGAGCACACUGCACUUGGUGCUGCGCUUGCGUGGUGGUAUGCAGAUCUUCGUCAAAACGCUGACCGGAAAGACGAUCACGCUCGAUGUCGAGGCGUCUGACACCAUCGAUGCGGUGAAGGCCAAGAUCCAGGACAAAGAGGGAAUCCCGCCGGAUCAGCAGCGUCUGAUUUUCGCCGGCAAGCAGCUCGAAGACGGUCGUACGCUCUCGGACUACAACAUCCAGAAGGAGAGCACCCUGCAUCUGGUGCUGCGCUUGCGUGGUGGUAUGCAGAUCUUCGUCAAAACGCUCACCGGAAAGACGAUCACGCUCGAUGUCGAGGCGUCUGACACCAUCGAUGCGGUGAAGGCCAAGAUCCAGGACAAAGAAGGUAUUCCGCCAGAUCAGCAGCGUUUGAUUUUCGCCGGUAAGCAGCUGGAGGACGGUCGUACGCUAUCGGACUACAACAUCCAGAAGGAGAGCACCCUGCAUUUGGUGCUGCGCUUGCGUGGUGGUAUGCAGAUCUUCGUCAAAACGCUCACCGGAAAGACGAUCACGCUCGAUGUCGAGGCGUCUGACACCAUCGAUGCUGUGAAGGCCAAGAUCCAGGACAAAGAAGGUAUUCCGCCAGAUCAGCAGCGUUUGAUUUUCGCCGGUAAGCAGCUGGAGGACGGUCGUACGCUAUCGGACUACAACAUCCAGAAGGAGAGCACCCUGCAUUUGGUGCUGCGCUUGCGUGGUGGUAUGCAGAUCUUCGUCAAAACGCUCACCGGAAAGACGAUCACGCUCGAUGUCGAGGCGUCUGACACCAUCGAUGCUGUGAAGGCCAAGAUCCAGGACAAAGAAGGUAUUCCGCCAGAUCAGCAGCGUUUGAUUUUCGCCGGUAAGCAGCUGGAGGACGGUCGUACGCUAUCGGACUACAACAUCCAGAAGGAGAGCACCCUGCAUUUGGUGCUGCGCUUGCGUGGUGGUAUGCAGAUCUUCGUCAAAACGCUCACCGGAAAGACGAUCACGCUCGAUGUCGAGGCGUCUGACACCAUCGAUGCUGUGAAGGCCAAGAUCCAGGACAAAGAAGGUAUUCCGCCAGAUCAGCAGCGUUUGAUUUUCGCCGGUAAGCAGCUGGAGGACGGUCGUACGCUAUCGGACUACAACAUCCAGAAGGAGAGCACCCUGCAUUUGGUGCUGCGCUUGCGUGGUGGUAUGCAGAUCUUCGUCAAAACGCUCACCGGAAAGACGAUCACGCUCGAUGUCGAGGCGUCUGACACCAUCGAUGCUGUGAAGGCCAAGAUCCAGGACAAAGAAGGUAUUCCGCCAGAUCAGCAGCGUUUGAUUUUCGCCGGUAAGCAGCUGGAGGACGGUCGUACGCUAUCGGACUACAACAUCCAGAAGGAGAGCACCCUGCAUUUGGUGCUGCGCUUGCGUGGUGGCAAGUGAGAGAGGCUAUUCAGAGUGGCCGCCAGCUGUGUUUUGUUAUGGUUUCAUCCAAAAUUCUCGGCUUUUCUUGUGACGAGAUUGAGUGGUUGAAUUGCUAAACAAGUUCCGCGGUUAUCUUCCUUGAAUUCGAUUUUUCAUGAUCAAAAAAACGGGGAAGAGCAUGCCACUAUCGAGAAGUACAUCAUUGCGUCAUUUUUGAAAGAUUCAUUUGAACCAAGCAAUAAAUCUGAGGUGGUAUUCAACUGGUAGUAUUGUGCAACGCAUGAUUUUCGGGUGAGAUAUCGGGUAGCUUUGAUCACAUGAUAUUGAAAUAUCUCUACAAGAACUUAUAAGAUCUGGAAAAAUGUUGUGAGGGCUACAUCUACGUGUUUUACCGCAAGAUUUACAUGUUACCUAGGGACAUCAGCACCACCAGCAAGAACUCAUCUGUGAAAGAAUUUUUAGUGGUAAAAAUAACUACCUGAUUAUUCAAUCAGGGGAAACACGAGCAGAUCAUGUGAUCACUAGUAUAUACUUGUAAGAGAUUCUUACUGCUAGUGAACGACAUAGUUGUAAUUUUUGAGGGGAUUUAAAAAUUCGUUAUCAUAUAUUGCGAAAAAGACAGUUGUAUGAGGAUCCAACAUACUUUUUAAAAGCCGUGUGCGGGAUCUCCUCAAUCGCAAAAAGUAUGAGCGAAUAAAGAAACGAGAGCCAUCCACAGCCAUCUGCAUAUACGAUUUAAGACCUCUUUUGAAGUGGUACUACGAAUUAGAGUAUCUACAUGGAAGGACCAUCGUCCACAAGAAGAUGGAGGUCUCAGAGAGACUCUAAAGAAUAUUGGAACGACUCACGUGGAAGAAUAGUAUUGUGUUAAAGGCAAUAAAUCAUGUGUGACACGCACCAAGAGAUCGGGUUUCAAGAAAAAUUCGGGGGAGUAACUUUUUGUGAUCGACCAAACGAAGGGAUCGCUGCAGCGUCAAAGUGAGAGAAAGAUUCCAUCAGGACCCUUUCCCGAGAUGUAGGUUAGAAGGGUCGUUAUCGACGCUAUUUUUCUUACAUUCGAAAUAUAAUACGAGCACAGGUUGAAUGAACGAGCACAGGAUGGAU
Amoebophrya sp. A25 is the source of this 3783-nucleotide messenger RNA. Lineage: Eukaryota; Dinophyceae; Syndiniales; Amoebophryaceae. The record is from the annotation of a GenBank genome assembly.